AUAAACAAACGUGACCAUAUACUGUACCACUUCACACAAAAACAGUGUCUUCUGCACACUGCCAAACAGUAAGCUCAAAUAGGCACAUGCAAACAGCUAGCAAGCAACGUUGAAGCAGCAAUAGCCGAAAUUAGCUGCAAACUGCACAACAUAUUAACUCACAAUAUAUCAGCGGAAGCAGCUCACUUACUCUGCUUGAACCCAGCAGGGAUCCUUUUGGAGGAUAGGUGUGCUUCAAAGCUGCCAAUUCUGAACACCACGGCGGGCGGGUGGAAGGCCUUUCAACAGAAAGAUGGCCUCGGCACAUGACAGAGCUGUACUCCAGGCUAUAUUCAGCCCCACCAGCCCCUUAGGAGACGUCCCCGGCCUGAACCAAGAGGAGGAAUUAAUUGAUGAUGACAGUGGCUUUGACACAGAGUUGCUGAAGCAAGUGAAAGAGUUGGAGAUGAGGGGUGUCUCUGCUGCAGAGGCUGGGUAUUUGCAAGCUGCACUUCAAGAGUUCAGCCAGGCAAUCCAGAUCCUGCCUCAGCGAGCCUCAGCCUACAACAACCGGGCCCAGGCCCUGCGGCUGCUGGGGAACACAGCAGGUACAUGCUACACACUCAAUAAUAACCCUUUCCUCAGUCACCGCAGUGCACCGACAUAUCACACUGUUGAGUUUGAGGACAGCGUGACAUCAUUUCAGAGCUGUGUCUAUCUGAUGCACUUUUUCAACAGUGCUAGCCUACUUCAGAGGCCCUGCGUUUUCCUUGUGUUAUGUUAUUUUCUACAUGCUGUUUGUCAUAUCAUCUAA
This is a messenger RNA of Notothenia coriiceps (black rockcod), 793 nucleotides long. It is a transcript of the gene ttc36, whose product is annotated as tetratricopeptide repeat domain 36. The record is from RefSeq and is a predicted model, not a curated record. Lineage: Eukaryota; Metazoa; Chordata; Actinopteri; Perciformes; Nototheniidae. The transcript is spliced from 3 exons. Gene Ontology annotation, molecular function: protein binding. Bases 293 to 793 code for a protein of 166 amino acids.